UCCCACUUAUUCCGGUCCCAAAAUCCAGUCCAUUUCCCUCUUUCUUUUUUCAAACCCUUUUUGGCCCACAGCGCGAGAGAGGAAGUUGCGAGCGGAGGAGAAAGUGAGAAACCCUAAGACCUUCGUCCCAAACCCUAGCUUUUUGGUCCCUUCUUCUCGUAGAGAUGCCGCGGGAGAUCAUAACGAUCCAGGUGGGGCAAUGCGGGAAUCAGAUCGGGAUGGAGUUCUGGAAGCAGCUCUGCCUCGAGCACGGCAUCGGCAAGGACGGCCUUCUCGAGGAUUUCGCCACUCAGGGAGGUGAUAGGAAGGAUGUCUUCUUCUAUCAAGCUGAUGACCAACACUACAUACCAAGGGCUCUCCUAAUGGACCUCGAACCUAGAGUUAUCAAUGGCAUACAAAACAGCGAAUAUAGGAACCUUUACAAUCACGAGAACAUAUUUGUCUCAGAACAUGGAGGUGGUGCUGGAAACAACUGGGCCAGUGGAUAUCACCAGGGAGAACAAGUUGUAGAUGAUAUCAUGGACAUGAUUGACAGAGAAGCAGAUGGAAGUGAUAGCCUCGAGGGUUUUGUUUUGUGCCAUUCAAUUGCUGGCGGAACAGGAUCAGGUAUGGGUUCAUAUUUAUUGGAGACUCUGAAUGAGCGCUACAGCAAAAAGCUUGUUCAAACAUACAGUGUAUUCCCAAAUCAAAUGGAAACAAGUGAUGUGGUUGUCCAGCCUUACAACUCACUUUUAACCUUAAAGCGAUUGACACUGAAUGCCGAUUGUGUUGUUGUUCUUGACAAUACGGCACUAAAUAGGAUUGCUGUGGAACGCCUGCAUCUAGCUAAUCCUACUUUUGCGCAAACAAACUCAUUGGUUUCUACGGUUAUGUCUGCAAGCACAACCACUCUUCGCUAUCCAGGAUACAUGAACAAUGAUUUGGUUGGCCUUCUUGCUUCUUUAAUUCCAACUCCACGAUGCCAUUUUCUCAUGACGGGCUAUACACCACUUACUGUGGAGCGCCAGGUUAACAUGAUACGUAAGACUACUGUUCUAGAUGUCAUGAGAAGACUUUUGCAGACAAAAAAUAUCAUGGUCUCUUCCUAUGCACGUACAAAGGAAGCUAGUCAAGCAAAAUAUAUUUCUAUACUGAACAUCAUUCAAGGAGAUGUGGACCCUACACAGGUACAUGAAAGCCUGCAAAGAAUACGUGAAAGAAAGCUGGUCAAUUUCAUCGAAUGGGGACCUGCUAGCAUUCAGGUUGCAUUGUCCAGAAAAUCACCUUAUGUUCAAACUACGCAUAGAGUUAGUGGACUAAUGCUAGCAAACCAUACUAGUAUCCGGCACCUCUUUAGCAAGUGCCUGGGCCAGUAUGAGAAGCUGAGGAAAAAGCAAGCCUUCCUUGACAACUAUCGAAAGUUCCCAAUGUUCGCAGAUAAUGACCUUUCUGAAUUCGACGAGUCUCGAGAACUAAUAGAAAGCUUGGUUGAUGAGUACAAGGCUUGUGAAUCACCAGAUUAUAUCAAAUGGGGAAUGGAGGAUCAAGGGGAUGCCAGUGUUGCAGCAGCACUAGAUUCAAAAUUAGUAGUGUAAAAAAACCUCAAGUAAGCUUGACCUAGCUUAUUGUUUGAAAUUUACCAGCAUGUUAUUUUGGAUUAAGUGGAGAUUAUUAUCAUCAAACUUUUGUAGCUACCUUGAUAGGCACAAGAAAAUCAUGUCAAGUAGUUGAUAAGCUAUUCUGUCCUUUUCCUCUUUGCACUUAAGUACAUAAAUGUUGGUAUAUGCUGUUUUUCACUUGCUUCAAAUAUUUACAAAAUCAA
Molecule: messenger RNA, 1801 nt
Organism: Phoenix dactylifera (date palm)
Lineage: Eukaryota; Viridiplantae; Streptophyta; Magnoliopsida; Arecales; Arecaceae
Product: tubulin gamma-2 chain
Biological process (GO): microtubule nucleation; cytoplasmic microtubule organization
Cellular component (GO): gamma-tubulin complex; microtubule
Molecular function (GO): GTP binding
Source: RefSeq, a predicted model, not a curated record